This is a messenger RNA of Dreissena polymorpha, 640 nucleotides long. RefSeq lists its product as uncharacterized. The transcript has 3 exons. Lineage: Eukaryota; Metazoa; Mollusca; Bivalvia; Myida; Dreissenidae. The record is from RefSeq and is a predicted model, not a curated record. The coding region runs from base 116 to 640 and encodes 174 amino acids.
GUUGUGAAUGUUGAAGUAAACCACUUAAACUCAGCUGUAAAUACAUGUAUAUGUAAACUGUUCUGUAUACCGAACUAUAAUUUUAUAACGUAUAUCAUUUAUACUUGAUGGGAUAAUGUUAACAGUGAGGAUAAAGCAUGUUGUUAUCUGGACUUUUUUCCUGUGUGGAUUCACGGCUGUUUUCCAAGUGGCCUACGCCCAAAUAGUGUUGACUUCCAACUCAACUCGACAAGCAGAGCACUCAUCAAUUCAGCUCACAUGCAUACCACAUUCCAAUAUGAAUGAUUUUGCAGAUUGGUAUGUGAUAAAAUAUGGUGCACUGACUGAGAAAUAUGUUCUGGCAACACAGGUGCAGAACACUAACCAGUGCAAUUACUCUCCAUUCACCACGCUUCCUAGUUACAUGGAGUGUACAUGCAGGUCCAGAGAGUACACCUGCAUCAUCAAAAACCUGACACUUGACCAAGACGGAGAUCAGUGGAGAUGUAAGGGUGCUCCCACAAUUGGAUCUGAGGAGUUGACAAGCGAAAGAGUUACUAUCCAGACAUUUAUGGUGUAUGGGGUGGUCAGCGCAGAAUUAGUUCUUUGUCGAUUUGCAGCAGUUCCAUCGGGAAGUCAGGCAAAACCGGUUCUCACCUAA